Messenger RNA from Necator americanus (New World hookworm), 783 nucleotides. RefSeq lists its product as uncharacterized. Lineage: Eukaryota; Metazoa; Nematoda; Chromadorea; Rhabditida; Ancylostomatidae. Bases 1 to 783 code for a protein of 260 amino acids. The transcript has a single exon. The record is from RefSeq and is a predicted model, not a curated record. Gene Ontology annotation, molecular function: nucleic acid binding. Gene Ontology annotation, biological process: DNA integration.
AUGUCUGCUCACUGCAUCCCGCAUAGUGAUUCCAAAAUCACUUCGACAUCGUGUUCUUUCAGCACUACACAAAGCUCAUCCAGGCCAAACAAGGAUGAAAAUGCUUGCAAGAAGCUUUGUCUAUUGGCCUACGAAUUUACGGAUUCGAACAUCAGAAAACUCGUCAAGAUCUGCCCAAGAUGUGCAUCCGUGGCAAAGGAUCCGAUCAAGUCUGAACUACAUUCAUGGCCGAAACCGCACUCGCCGUGGACUCGAGUUCAUGCUGAUUUCGCUGGACCAAUGGAAGGACGAUACUAUCUACUCAUCGUGGACGCCUAUUCCAAGUGGCCGGAAAUCGUCCAGAUGUCCUCGAUCUCCUCAACGGUUACCAUCCAAGCAAUGAAGUGCAUCUUUGCCAAGUUCGGAAAUGCAGAGACGCUCGUCACGGACAACGGAACGCAGUUCACGUCGUCUCAGUUCGCUUCUUUCUGCCGUUCCCGAGGAAUCUUGCACAUUCGCACGCCGCCGUUCCAUCCACAAAGCAACGGACAAGCAGAACGUUUUGUGGACACCUUCAAAAGAGGACUUGCCAAGCUGAAGGGGGAGGAACCAACAGUGGACACACUACAGACGUUUCUGAUGGCACAUCGCUCCACUCCCUGCCCGUCUGCACCUAACCAGCGUUCACCUGCCGAAGCCUUCUUGGGACGCCGACUGCGAACGGAACUCGAUCUAAUGUUAUCUUCUAGAGAUCGCACAAACGGUACACGAGAUCUCAAAAUGGAAUCUCAAUUCAAUCGUUAA